AGCUGGGUUACUGACGUGUGACUUUCUAGAGGAAAAACUACUGUUCACAGAUACCGAAAACAGGUCGUUCAUAAUCUUCGCUUAGUCACGCGGCGGAGGCCAUGAUGAAGAAGACCAAGAGUCACAGCGGGCACCCCCAGUAUGGCUGCUAUAGUGAAGACACCUUAUAAUAAUUUGUUAGUGACUCUUUAGAUCGUCAUUGUGGCAACAUGAGUGUUUUGUUGUCAGCCCAGCCGGUGCCGGCUGCUUUCCCUGUGAGUGUGCGCCGCUGCUCAUAGGCGGCACAUGUACUAAGAUCUGCAUAACAUACACAAUAAAUAAGACCAGGCUAAUGACCAGUGAUACCUAGUAAUGUUUAUAGCCUCGUUAUUCUGUAAUGCCUACAGUAGUGAAUGGUACGUGCUGAGUAGGAGGAGAGUGAGCUCUGGGGGCCGUUCUCCCAGCCCGGGCUUCCUGUUGUGUUGUGUGUGGCGCUGCGGGUGCCGGCAGAUAGUGUAUGAACAUACAUAAUACACAGCAGCACGUUGCUGGUGGGAGGGCAAGUACAUAUUGGCUAGCAAUGCACGGCACAGAUAGGAAGGCUGCAGAGCAGCUGCUGGGGAUACUGCAGUGCCUGUACCACAAGGUGUUAGGGAUCAUGGACUAUGUGGAAGUGCUGCAGGCAGGCAGCCAGGAGAGGACCAUUGCUGUCUCUCAGGAGGGAGACACUGAGAGGUAUCGAGCCUUUCUGUCUGAGCUGCUAGUGUGCAUUCCCCAGGGGGCAAAGAAGCUCUGCUCCCCGAUCUCAUUCCUGCAGGUGUCAACUCAAAGAGAAGUUGUAGCUCGAGUAAUCCAACGGAUUUGUGAAAAGAAGAAAAGUAAUGUUUUAGCAUUUGGUUAUGGUCUGGUUGAUGAAAAGAGUUCAUUACGUGUUAUGUUUGCUUCAAAUGUUUGUAAUUAUUUACCUAAUCCAACAACCACAACAGUUAGUACCAGUAUCCUUUGGCAAACCCUCCUCAGUAGGGUGGGGGAUGAUGUAAUGAUGCAUCUGCUAGAACAUUGUUCACUUUAUAUGAUUGUGCCACCCAACUGUUGCUAUCAAAUUAGUGGCCAGCCGGUGUACAAUUUAUCCAACAAGGAAACACUUCCACCUGCCUGGCUUAAACAAAGUAGCUUGAUGAAUAAAAGGAAUGUUUUAUGUCAGUUUGUUCAAAAAGGACACUCUCAUAAAAUCUGCUCUAUGAAAAUAAACAGGUGGAGGAAAACAAAAUGUAGAGGAUUAAAAGUAAAAGUGCAAACUGCGGUGAUGGCUGAAAUGGAAACUGAAAAUCCCAAGAGUCCACUAUUAAACCAUUUGAAUACGGUUUUGGAGAUUACCACAAAAUCCAAGAAUAAGAAAAGGCCACCUGAUAUUGAUAUGUGUGAUCCACCAGCUAAGAAAAGCAAAAUAGUGCUGCAAGAGCCUCAGUCCAGCUUUGCUUCUGACAGGCAAAUAGAUAACCCCACUACUACUCAUACAUGCUUAAAGAUGCAGGACGUUUCCUCGACAACAGAAUCGGGUUCCAAAAAACAAAAUAUCUUUGACAGUUUAAGCUCUAAAACUCUUUUUGUAAAACCUUGUGCCUCUGUUAAACAUUGUGCUGAUCAUACACAAAUUGGACGCCCUUCAGUGAAGAAAAAUACUGCUGAUAAAUACAUUGUAAGUGAUUUUGUUGUGCCUCAAAAUGAUGCAACCUCCUACAGUUCUGUGUCCUCAACACCAGACAAACAGUUGCCUUCAAAGACUUUUAUUGAUUUUGGUAAAAUUUUGUACACCGGUCAGAUUUAUAGAGAAGCAUUUUUGAAAAACUUUCUACUAAAUAGUUUAGAGAUUAACUCUCAUGGCAGCCUGAGUCUUAUCAAAACCAUAUUCAUGAGCAAUAAUCUAUUUGACCAAAGCGUUGAGACACAAUGUCCCUUUGAAAGCCGAGGUAAUAAAAAACUUCCUAAGCGUUACUUGCAAAUGAGACACGUGUUUCAAGAAUUACUACAAAACCACAAAAAAUGUCCGUACUCUGAACUUGUAAAAAAACAUUGUCCUGUUAAACACAAUGGGAGGAAUGGAAACAUUAAAGAAAAGUUUAACAAAGAUAAAUAUCAAGUACUUGAGCUACAAAAGGAAAGUCAUGAUUCAAACAUCCUAACAUUGUCUGGUGCAUGUGAUAAUAGUGACACCAUAAUAAGGAACUCUCCUAUUAGUAACACUGUUAUUCACUCAUUGCCAAAUGUAGUAAAUAGGACAUGUGAAGAAAAUAUUGGACAUGAAAAACAGAAUACUAAGCUUAGAGAUGAAGUAAAUGUUUUGGCUCUUCUUAAGCACCAUAAUAGUGCCUGGCAGGUCUAUAUGUUUGUCAGAGAAUGUCUACAUAGACUGGUCCCUGAAAUGUUGUGGGGUUCCAGUCACAACAAGUGUCGCUUCUUAAAAAAUGUGAAAAUGAUGAUUCAUUCAGCCAAGUUUGAGAAGAUUUCUUUGGGUGAACUAAUGUGGAAAAUGAGAGUGGAAGACUGCUCUUGGUUACGACUAAAAAAAAGAAAUUUCUCUGUUCCUGCAUCCGAGCACUUGCUGCGAGAGAGAAUUCUUUCCAAAUUCUUGUACUGGCUUCUGUACUCUUACGUGACACAGUUGCUGAGAGCAUUCUUUUAUGUCACUGAGACCAUGUUUCAGAAAAACAGGCUUUUCUUUUACCGAAAAUGCAUCUGGAGGAAACUUCAAAACUUUGGAAUACAGAAACACCUGACAAAUGUUAAGCUACGUUUAAUGUCAAAUGAUGAGGUAGACCGUUUCCAACAACAGAAAAAUGCUCCUCUGGUGUCAGCCUUACGGUUCAUACCGAAAACAAAUGGAUUGCGUCCCAUAGCGAAAAUAUGUUUUACUCUGGGUGUGCAACAACGCAAAGAAAUCAGACAGAGAAAGAUGUGGCAUUUCAAUGCUCAAGUCAGGAACCUCUUUGCUGUUCUGAACUAUGAGCGAUUUAAGACAUCUGACAUUAUAGGUUCCUCUGUAUUUGGUUUGGAUGACAUCUACAGAAAAUGGAAGAAAUUUGUUAUGGAGUUUCAAGAAUCCAACGCAACAAGUGUUCCGUUUUAUUUUGUAAAGACUGAUGUGAAGAGGGCAUUUGAUACCAUUCCCCAUGCAAAGCUUAAGGAGGUGAUCUCAAAAGUAAUAAAUCCAGACAUUGAAGAAGUUUAUUGUAUACGCCGCUACGCCAUGCUGUGGACGGACUCAAAUGGCUGGAUUAGAAAAUCUUUCAAGCGACAUGUUUCCAGUUUGGUUGAUUUUAUGCCUAAUAUGAAAAGUUUUUUAACAAAUCACCAAGAUCACAACAUGAUGCAGAAUACCAUCUUUGUGGAACAGAGCCUAUCUUUGAACGAGAGCUCAAGGAAACUGCUAAACUUUUCCCACCAAAUAAUAUGUGACCAUAUCCUGAGAAUAAAGGACAAAUAUUUUAUGCAGUGUUGUGGAAUACCCCAGGGAUCCGUGUUGUCUGCAUUGCUUUGCAGCUUAUGUUAUGGUGAUCUGGAAAAUAAAGUGUUUGAUGGAAUACAAAAGGAUGGAGUCUUCAUGAGACUCAUUGAUGACUUCUUGUUGGUUACACCUCACCUAGAACAAGCAAAAAUAUUUUUGCGAACUCUAGCAGAAGGAAUUCCUGAAUAUGGCUGCAGGAUAAGCCCUGAUAAAACAGUGGUAAAUUUUCCCAUCGAUGACAUCCCAGAGUGCUUCGGAGCAGAGCAGUUACCAGCUCACUGUCUUUUCCCGUGGUGCGGUCUUUUACUUGAUACACAAACUUUGGAGGUUUUCGCUGACUACUCUAGCUACUCAUGCACUUCCAUUCGGUCUAGUCUGACAUUUUGUCACAGUGCUGCAGCUGGGAAAAAUUUGAGAGAUAAAUUAUUGAGAGUUCUCCGGCUUAAGUGUCACAGUCUCUUUCUUGACCUUGAGAUAAACAGUCUGCGAACUGUGUACAUCAAUGUUUACAAGAUUUUUCUACUUCAGGCAUACAGGUUCCAUGCAUGUGUGCUACAACUUCCCUUUAAUCAAAGCGUGAGGAAAAAUCCAUCUUUCUUCCUUACUGUGAUUUCUGAUAUGGCACCAUGUUUCUACACUAUUCUAAAAGCUAAAAACAAAGAUAUGAUCCUUGGCACCAAAGAUGGAUCUGGGCCAUUUCCUUUUGAAGCAGCACAGUGGCUCAGCUGCCACGCGUUUAUUGCAAAGCUGUCUAAUCACAAGGCAUUGUACAAGACCUUGCUAGGACCUCUUCACCAUUGCAAAAUACAACUCUCUAGAAGCCUGCCAGAAGACACCAUUACCCUGCUAAAAGCAGUAGCAGAUGCAUCUCUUCAUAAAGACUUUUCAACAAUAAUGGACUAAUAUGGAUUUGCAUACAGUAAUUCUAUAGAUAUGGAAAUUUGAGCAAGAAUAACAGAUUUUGAGGUAUAAUUUUUGCAUUUACAGUAUAAAUUUUAAUAAUUAAUAUGCAGUCAUCGGUCACCUAUUAUAGACAACAGAAGUCCUUACAAAACCAGAUGACCAGUCCUUCUUGGCAACUAACACUACACUUGCUGCCCAGGGACUCUUAAGGCACAAUUACUUCUAAUACCAACAUCUCAUACACCCCUCCUUGUACUCCUACUUGAUCAUCAUGCAGAAAGGGCAGAGCCUGCAUUGACAAGAAAUCUAGAGCACCUCUAGCUGCUGAGUGUAGAGGUUGGUAUAUAAAGGCCACCUUAAUUAACAUGAGGUAGGCUAAUUACCACUUUUGGAAUAAACAUAAUUUCAUUGCUAGUUAGAGACAUUGCCAGUAGAUUGGUAUUUUCUACCACAUCUGGUGGUCCUGCCCUGUUAUUCAGCAAUUCUGGACUGUUACCUGGUCUCUGUUCACAUCUAUGGUAGUCAAUCCCGGCCUAAAAUUGGCCAGGAUUGAGUCCCGGGAUUGGAGUUUCCAAUCCCGGGGAUUUCGGGAUUGGGCGCCACCUUACUUUUUUUUAAUGCUGCGUAGAGUGUCCUCAGGAGGCUCAGACGCUGCCUGGCUCCCCCUGCUCCCGGCUGUGCACACUGCACAGUGUGACGUGAAGUCAGAGGUCACACUGUGCAGCCAGCUGCCCGCCAGGCCUGACCGCCUGCACUGCCCCGCAUCUCACCUCCGCUCAGUAAGAUUAAGGUCAGUUAUGUGGGUUGGGCAGGACCAGGGGACACACACACAUUGAAAAGAAACCAAUCCCGGGAAUCCCAGGAUUGAUCAUUUUUCAAUCCCGAUACCUGGGAUUGAAAAAAUGGCUCGGGAUUGGCCACCCAACUCACAUCUGUAACAGAAUUGUCACAAUCCCAUGAACCCGGCAGUGGCUCUCCUCAGCUGCCCGGUCCAGCACAUAUCUAAAUCCUGUGACAGGCUGUUGAUGCAUAUCUGCAAUGCUGCAAAAACAUUAAUAGCGAGAAAUUGGAAAAGUUCUGCUCCUCCAACCAGAAUUGCUCUGAUUCAUCGGUUGGGGUUUGUUGCUUCCAUGGAAUAUAUUACUAUUAUUCAGAAUGGUACAGUGCUCAAAUUUCAUAAGGCCUGGGGGCCUUGGUUUCAGUAUAUGAACUCCCACUUCCAGGCGCACAUAAACUGCCCACUAAUCUCUAAUGUAAUUGGUGCUUGGUCUGUCCUGACUGCUCAUAUCCUUUCUCCCUCACUGAUCAUUUUGGGUAGAAUUUUGUUUUCUUAUUGUUCGCUUGGUAUUGUGGUCCUACGUUCUUUAAAGUCCUUUUACUACCAUCAUUUUUAUUAUGCCGUUUCCUUUUAAAACUGUAAAACCCAACAACACAUUUAUGUCAAGUAUCUUGUGUUCUAUUGUUUUAAAUUUUGGUACUCUUUUUUUUAUCUCAUGUAACCGUAAGUAUUUAUACUACCUUGUUCUAUGCUUGUGCAUAUAAAUCCUGUGUCACUCUUUGUACCUCAUGGUUUAAUCUGUUGUACAAAUAAACUUAAUCAUUUAAUUGCA
Molecule: messenger RNA, 5997 nt
Organism: Pseudophryne corroboree (corroboree frog)
Lineage: Eukaryota; Metazoa; Chordata; Amphibia; Anura; Myobatrachidae
Gene: TERT
Product: telomerase reverse transcriptase
Exons: 16
Coding region: 497-4387 (1296 amino acids)
Biological process (GO): telomere maintenance via telomerase
Cellular component (GO): telomerase catalytic core complex
Molecular function (GO): telomeric repeat DNA binding; telomerase RNA binding
Source: RefSeq, a predicted model, not a curated record